AUGCACGAACAAGACGAAAAGUAUUUUGAUAUCUUCGAUUAUAUCGUUUUUGCUGCUAUGUUAUUGAUAUCCGCUUGGAUUGGUGUGUACUUUGCCUUUUUUGCAAGAGUGAAACAAAACACCACUUCUGAAUAUCUUAUGGGAAGCAAAACCAUGGGAAUCUUUCCUAUUUCCAUGUCGCUAAUUGCUAGUUAUAUAUCGGGUAUUAGUAUACUUGGAAUGCCCGCUGAGAUGUAUACAUACGGAACUCAAUUCUGGAUGAUUCUUACUUCUGAAUUUUUGGUGACGGGUACAAUGGCGUUUGCUUAUCUACCAGUAUUUUACAAAUUGCAGAUUACUUCCAGUUAUGAGUAUCUCAAUUUACGUUUUAAUCAAACCGUACGCCUCUUAGGAUCAAUUCUGUUCUUGCUCAAAAUGCUUCUUUACAUUCCGAUUGUCAUUUACGUACCGGCUCUUGCAUUUAGCCAAGUAACUGGAAUUAAUCUUCAUCUGGUAACACCAAUUGUGUGCAUCGUUUGUAUUUUCUACACAACACUUGGUGGAUUAAAAGCUGUAGUUUGGACAGAUACAAUUCAAACUGUUGUUAUGUUUGGGGCUCUUAUUGUAGUUGUUGUUAUGGGCACUAUUUCAAUUGGAGGGUUUGCUGAAGUAUGGAGAAUCAAUGAUGAAGGAGAACGACUUGAGUUUUUUAAUUUUGAUUGGGAUCCUACUAUCCGUCACACGUUUUGGACUGUAUCGAUUGGUAACUACUUCUCUUGGUUAGCAAGCUGUUCUAUCAAUCAAGCAAUGGUACAGAGAUGUCUUGCUAUGCCAACAUUAAAAUCAGCACGAUUUACCAUUUUAAUAUUGGUUAUUGGCAUAACUUCACUUGUAUCAAUGUGUUGCUAUAUGGGAUUAUUAAUUUACGCAUCUUACCAUGAUUGUGACCCUAUAAUAAGAGGGUCUAUUGGAAAAUCCGAUCAAUUGUUGCCAUACUUUGUUAUGAAGAUUGCCGCCAGCGUUCCUGGUUUACCUGGACUUUUUGUUAGUGGUGUUUUUAGUGCUGCGCUAAGUUCUAUGUCUACUGGUCUAAACUCAAUGACCGGAGUGAUUUUCGAAGAUUUAAUCAAACCAAACGUUAAGAAGCCUUUGACUGAGGAACGAGCAAGUUUUCUCAUGAAAGUAAUUGUUGUAAUCAUUGGAAGCAUUUGUGUUGGACUUGUGUUUUUGGUGGAAAAGAUGGGGGCGUUGAUUCAAGCUGCUGGAAGUAUGGGUGCUAUUACAGCAGGACCAUUGUUGGGAAUUUUCACACUGGGAAUGUUUGUUCCGUUUGCAAACCCCACUGGUGCUUUAACUGGUGGAAUAGUUUCUGGUACACUAGUUGGUUGGAUUUCAAUCGGUACUCAACUAAAAAUUGCAGCCAAGGAAAUUGUCUUUCCCAUAAAACCAGCAGUAGUUACAGGAUGUAAUUCAGACUGGUUAGCGGAAUUUGCUUCUGUUACAAUUGCAAGGACACCAGUCUUACCGCCUACUGCAGAACCGGAAGUAUUCUUUUUAUACCGCCUUUCUUACAUGUAUUAUACAGCUCUUGGCGCUAUAACGGCAAUCGCGAUUGGGGCUUUAGUUAGCUGUUUCACUGGAUUUAACAGAAAUAGGACAAUACACAAGGAUUUGCUCUCGCCAGUUAUACACGGUUUAAUCAAAGAUAAACCGGAAGUGGCAACACCACCAGCCGUUGUCAUUGAACAACAAGCAUCGCAUUUUGGGAUUCAUUUAAAAAUGCCAAAUCAUAUUAAAUUGAGUAAACUCACCAACAUGUUUAAUUGAAAGAUGUAAGUACAAAAUGCGGCAAGUUGCGUAUAGGAGUUAAACACUACCUGCAAGUCAACAAUAAUAAUGACAAUUUCUUAUUGGUAUAAAAUUAAAAUCAUGGCGCAAUCUACUUUGCAAUAUAACCAGCUACAAGCAUAAUUACAAUUCUUCCUUACUCAACGUUCUCGCGGAUUUUGGAGUGAUCUCUACUUCCGUGGGGGAUGCUAGUGAACGUUUGGGCCGUUUAGAUUUCUUGCCAGGAUCUGCAUCGGUUAAACUGAUGCGAGAAAUCACUUUCGUUGACUCCCUACUAUAAAAAAAUAAUUUUAAUAAGUUUUACUGUUUUAAUAACAAAUUCUUAAAACGGACCUAUUUAAGUUUGCUUGAAGAGUCACCUCACGUGGUUUCUCAAAAUCACAUUCCAGAGUAAAAGCUGCGUCACCAGGCAUAAUCAACUCUUUAUCAUGUUGGAGAACUAAAACGUUUGUGUAGACUUUUCCUUCUUGUUUCGUUUGGCAUUUGUCCAGAUCGAAAGACAUAUUAAAGGAACGUUUUUCUCUUAUUGAAUCUACAAUCAAUAGAAUUAACCUUUUAAAACUAAAUAAAUAUUUUCAACAAUA
Dalotia coriaria is the source of this 2411-nucleotide messenger RNA. RefSeq names its product sodium-coupled monocarboxylate transporter 1-like. Gene Ontology annotation, molecular function: symporter activity. Gene Ontology annotation, biological process: transmembrane transport; sodium ion transport. NCBI's taxonomy places the organism in Eukaryota, Metazoa, Arthropoda, Insecta, Coleoptera, Staphylinidae. The record is from RefSeq and is a predicted model, not a curated record. Gene Ontology annotation, cellular component: membrane. The transcript is spliced from 9 exons. The coding region runs from base 1 to 1806 and encodes 601 amino acids.